AUGAACACGUGCCCUGAAGAUGUAGACAAAAAAGAAGAAGAUGUUCUGAAGAAACAAUUGGACGACGAGGACGACGAUGAACUGUGGAGGCGGCGACUCUCUGAAGCAAUUCGUCGGGAGGAUCGUGGCGACUUCGUUGUCGCCGACGACGACGACGAUGACUUCGUUCUCCACCCACUAUGUCGUGCGGGUCCGCUUCAGAUGACUGUCAAGUCGUCAACCAAUACCUCCCCAACGAACACAACAUCCUCUUCGGCUUUUCAGUCAGCACCAUCCACGGAUACAGAAGAAGAAGAAGAAGAAGAGGACGAUGAGGAGGAGUCAACAACCUCAGGCGGUUUUCCAUUAGGAUUCCCUUUGACACCCAUCACUGCACACAACAUCACAUCCUCUAUCACCACGGGACUAGUCAAGAAGCGUCGAAGCUCGUCGUCUCCAGAGGAUAUUUGUCGUGAAAAGAUUCCACAUCUCCUCCUUAAAACGUCUUCUGGGGUGGUGGUGCCGCUUCGAUCGCAACGACGCAUCCUUCAAGCACCACCACCAUCCUCGGCGGUUCGUACUGCACCACCGCCCGGCUUUCCGGCCUAUUCGGUGAGCUCUCUGCAACAGAAGGAUGGAGAUGAUUCGCCGAUGGCCGACCUAGAUGACAACUAUCUUAGAAGACCAACAACUUCAGCCAGUGCUCCAACGAGUCCUAUUGAUCAUAGAGUUCGUCGAGGUGCCUCGGAGACUGGAGACCUCAAUUUCGCUGCCGAGAUUUUCUGGUUGAAGACACAGCUGUCCGAUCAUUGGUCCAUGAAAUGGCUGUUUCAGACUCUUAUCCUUCUCUUUUGUUGUUGUUGGCCAAAGAGUCCCCUCCAAUCUCUAGCAUGA
This is a messenger RNA of Caenorhabditis briggsae, 873 nucleotides long. The record is from RefSeq and is a predicted model, not a curated record. The coding region runs from base 1 to 873 and encodes 290 amino acids. Lineage: Eukaryota; Metazoa; Nematoda; Chromadorea; Rhabditida; Rhabditidae. The transcript has 2 exons.